This is a messenger RNA of Mizuhopecten yessoensis (Yesso scallop), 7583 nucleotides long. Its product is annotated as vasculin-like. Gene Ontology annotation, molecular function: DNA binding; RNA binding. Gene Ontology annotation, biological process: DNA-templated transcription; positive regulation of DNA-templated transcription. The record is from RefSeq and is a predicted model, not a curated record. Lineage: Eukaryota; Metazoa; Mollusca; Bivalvia; Pectinida; Pectinidae. The transcript has 12 exons. The coding region runs from base 1298 to 2596 and encodes 432 amino acids. Gene Ontology annotation, cellular component: nucleus.
GGUGCGCCAUAUUUGUUGCUUCUGAAAGUAGAACAGAAGAAAGUAUGUCAAUAAAACUUCGAAAUAUCGAAAAAGUACACAUUUUGGGAAUCUGACAACCCGCCAGCUUGAGGAAGUAAGUACUUCGAAGAAUGAUUUAUCGCAAAUUGAUCUAUAUUUGACGAGAUAUACACCUUAAAUUCCACCUCAGUCUUAUGAAAACAACGACGAUUCCGGACCUCCAUGCAGCACGUUCAGCAAUUUGUGAAACGAGUACAUGCUCAAUCCAAUUUCAGAUGACGUUGGUGUGUUGAAUAUCGUUUUUGAUAAUUUCAGUACAUGAAGAAGUAACAUUUACUAUGUAUGGUGUUAAUAUUUAAGAGUAAAAUGUGAUUGUCACCAGAGGAAACUGAAUUCAAGGCCAAGCAAGGGCAAGGACGGGCUAUUUCAGAGCUGAAAUCAACACGCCGACCAGACACACUGCACCUUGGUGUGGACUGGUACCAAACGAAACAGAUGACUUGACAAAAUACACUUUACACAUUAAUGUUUUUUUUCUUAUAUAUCAACAUCUAUUGUGAGCGUCUUGACAAAAUGACAUCAUGAACUAGCAAGAAGGAAAGGGAGACAUCAUCUUGUGUCAUUACACUGUUUACAUCCCCAGUUUAGUGUUACUGGAAUGUACAGGGUUGAUACUCAACAUCAAUGUUCUGCCCAUGAAUGGAUAUUCUUAUCAAAGACUGACCCUGUAGUCAAUGUUUGACUUCAAUGGAAAAAUGGGUCUUUGCGAGAAUGCUUUAUAUGAACACUGACAUGCGGUAAUCUCAAAUUCUUUCACUUUUCAUUUUCUUCUGGACCAAGCAAAAUCAUCAUGCAGUCAUCAUUGCAUUAGAAAAGGUUGUAAAACUUUUUUUGUAUAUAUUAAGUGUCAGUUGAUGAAUACUGCCACUGUAAAGACAGAAAUGUUGUAGAAUAUCCCUGACAAGGAUAUAAUAUGUAAAUAAAAUAGAAUUUAUUUAGAGAUAUGUGAAUAUAGUGCAGCUUUUUAUAAAAGUUGCAAAAGUGCCUUAUUGCUCUGAAAGAGACAAUAAUAAUCAUCCUACUUUGCAAUAAAAAUCCAAACCGUGAUCCUACGUGUAAUAAAAUCUUCAUUAGUCAACUGUACCUUCCACUGCCAGAGGACCCUUUAAACUUUCCUCAGAGCACAACAGACUUCUAUAACACGCCAUAGGAUAUCUACCAUAGACGGGAAUUACUUGCAGGGAACUUGUGGAAGUAAAUACUGCCUGUUUGGUCUCAUCAUGGUGAGAAACCUGUGAUGGCCACACACAACGCUCCAAAGCACGACUUUGCACCAGCCUGGCUUAAGAUUCCUGCACAGGAUAAUCCUAAGCCAUCUGGUUCCAAGCAAGCUGAUUCAGGUAGUGAUAAAAGUAGAAGACAUUCUGGAAGUUCAUCAGGGAAAUACCGACAUCAUCCGUCAGAAGACGACUACUACCCUUACCCUCCUUAUGGACCUUAUGGCUAUUACAAUGGCUACGGCAUUCAAUAUGGAUCUCAGUCAUCAAUGUUUAGGUCACCUGGCCGUGACCCUAAAUAUCAGCAGCACCCAGGAAUUCGCUAUAAUCAGAUGAAUAGCGGCUACCCUGGAUACUAUGAUCUCUACCCGUUUGACUACUACGGUGACCCCUACUACCCAGGAUAUCAAAACUCGAGAGCCAGUUCUAAACGAAGUCACUAUGAGAGAGAAGGACGCACAAAUUCAAAAGAAGGGAAGGAAACAGAGAAAAGCAAAGGAAAGGAAACUGAGGAGAAGGAAAAGACAUCAUUUCAAGAUGAUUUUCCAUCACUAAAUGGAGAAGAGAGCACUGAAAAGGCAGGUAACUCCACCAAAGUCACAAAUGGUGGAAGUGUCUGGGAACACCCCCCUCAUGGUAAAAUGGGAUCGUCUAAGUUUGGAGACAGAGCUACUGCAAAUAUGUACAAAACACUUGUGCCAACCAAGCCAACUAUAAAGAAACCAGCAAAGGAUAGUAAUAGAUUUAAUGGAGGGUUCCCAAAGGAUCCUUUCUCUGGCACAAAGUCGCCACUGUCACCAACAAGUUCCGGUGGUCAAAACAAGGAGGGUUCCAGGCAGUCCCCUACGCCCCCUAUAGAUAUUCUUAACACAAGGCUCAUUACGCAGCCCCGUACUCUGGGUGACAAAAAGAGCGAUUUCUGGAAGGCCCUCAGGAAAAGGUCGUCUGUUGGUGAAGGACAUGAUCAGAAGGCAUUUGAAGAUGGAAAUGUGGAGAAAAUAAGCAAUGGUGUAGAAACUUUAGAUUUCAGUGAUGCUGAAAAUGGGCUACUUUCCAGCUCGUUAGAGGCAGAACAGAGACUGUUGAAAUCAAUGGGAUGGAAUGAAGCUGAUGUGGAAGAAUAUGAAAUAACUGAGGACGAGAAGAAAAGAUUUCAAGAGCGCUUCUCUAAACAGGUUCCUCAACAAAAGGAAGCUAGCCGGGUCUUGCAUAACAAGGCUUUGAGUCCUAAACACAUCAUGUACUAUCGCCCCAAUGAACAGGAUCAACUGAAUGACACCCUGUCAUCCUCAGACUCGGAGGAGGAAUCGAGUCACUAACAUAAGCUUCCUUCACAUACGCAGAAAUAAUGGCAUACCAUGUCAUAACCAUUGUCUUCAGCUUCACCGACCCAGCAAGGAUAUUCUUCAUGUGAUCAUGAGCUAGCAUCAUUCGGUGAAUGUUUGUGCAUUAUUUGGUGAUAAACACAGGAUUUGUGCAACUACAGACUAUAGGCACCUACUGCAUACAAACUUGCACUGGCUGCAUAGACUUGUAUACAUAUUUUGUUCAUUUUUUUUUGUCAGAGUUUGUUUAAGAGAGUUUAUGUGAAACUGUUUAAAGGGGAGAUAAUUGUUGAACGAGACUGUCUCGACUAGUCCAUCAUUCUCUCACGGAUUUCUAUAAAUGUGUAUUAUUGGUGCAGAAAACAUAGAGAAGGCUUCUCAUUUUAUACCAAGUAUUUUUAUAAGAAAUCAUUUUGUAGAUAUUUCUAGAAAUGAGUGAAGCUUGUAUCAUGCACUUGGACACAACUGUGACAAUGCAUAGCGAGACGAAAGAAAAGAUUGUUAUAUUUUAAAAAUACCUAUGAUAAAUGCUAGUGUAAUGGAAUGUACUGUGUAUUGGAAAGCAUGAGGCCUGUUUAGCUGUAGCUGUGGUGAACAGAUCCCUCUUUUCUACGUGUUAACAUAUUCAAGUACGGUGACAAUGUAACCUGUGGUUCACUUUCCAUUGGAAUGGGAAUGAAAACAAAGCUGUUAUUGGCAUGAUUCCAGUUCAUAUUAAACAGUUAAAGGGAAUAUGUUUACUUGGUAUACAAUUUUUUUUUCAUCACUCCUCCCAGUCUCAUCAAACAACAAGUUUUAUAGUGUGUUUAUAAAAAUUUAUAACCUAUGCAAAUUUUUAGAUUAAUUUUAAUUCCAUAUAAAAAGCCUUUCUGAUGGACCUAUCCCAAUCGCCUCCCUACUGCAAACUAAAUUGGAUGGUACGUAUACAUUAACAUGCCUACUUGAUCAACCUAACUGUAAAUAUACGGUUUGAUAAAUCAUUUAUCACUUUAGGUUUCUAGAAGUGGUGACCACUCCAGUCAGUGUAGGUCACAUGGAAUCAGCUUCAAUCAUUGAGUAGUCACAUUGACCAUUGUGGGAGAGUCGAAAUUGACAAGUAGUGUUUUUAUAUACGUUACAAUUUGUUCAAAUGUUAUGUAGCCCUGGAAUUCAAAUUAGGAAGCACAUUUAUUUUUCAUAUAUUUGAAAUCAAGGUUUUUUGUGGAAAUUUUUUAUUUUAUUAAUUAUCUUGUUAUCGGUACGUGAACCAAGAACAGCGAAAUGUUUGAUAAUUAAAAAAAAUAGUAUUGUGCCAAUGUCAAACUGGUUUUUAGCAAUGUCCAUUUAAUACUAGAACAGGGUCUGCAAAGUGUUGUAAAAAAUGUUGAAAUAGUUUAUAUAAAAGACCACAUGCACAUGAUGUUAUUCAUAUAAUUUAAUUUCUUUUGUAUUUUUCAUUUUUUUUUGACAACCUGGUUUUGCUCAGUAUUACUAACAAUUGAAGAAAAUUCAUUGAAGUUGAUAAACUUAUCCAUACACUACUGGCUAGAUGCCACUCUCAGGAGACUAGAGCACUUUGGAGCUGUGGUAAUACGUUGUACUUAAAAAUGGUGGAUUUUGACGAAAUAUUUCUGUUUUCCCUGUUAUGUUUUUACAGGAUUCAUGACAGAGUAAUUUUAAUAGCAAGUAAUGUUUGGACAAAAAUCACUAUAUGACAGAUUUUUCACAUUUGCUAGCAAUUUACAUUUUUUGGUAUAAUAAUGGAGAAAUAAAAGGAUUAUGCAUUGUACAAUUAAAGACUUGUUAUUUGCUAUGACAUUAAAAUUUAUGAGUGUAUUGUUCCUUUGAAAACAUAUAUAGCUCACCUUGAAUGUAAUUUUGGUAUAAUUUGAACUUAAGCUUGUGUAAGUAAUGAACAUAAAAGCAAGUAGGGUUGAAAAAUAUGAGUUUGAAAUAUUUUGCAUGGUGGUUAAAUUUGAGGCAAUUUCACAAUUAUCAACAAAAACUUCAUUUACAUAUCUUGCGCUUAAAAAAACAAAAGAAAAAAAUUCCUUAUAUUUAUGCGAAUUUCUGAGUGUGAUAUGUAUUAAAGUAAAUAUGUUGGUGAAGGUAUUCCUUCCUGUACAGUUUGUAUUGGAGAAUGGCUUGAGUUUUAUAGUGAAGAUGUUGUGGAAAAUUUGUAAAUACCAGCUACCCACAUGUACCUUUGAAUGCGUUAGCCAUAUAUAAGUUAUUUGUUAGAGAUAUUGAUACAAUACUAUUACCACAAUGCUUGUGUUGGUCCAGUGCUCUACCCACAUGCUUACAUUUAUCGCUUCACAGCACCUUAAGUAUACAUACUCUGUAACACAAUACUGUGACUUACUGUUUCCUCAACUAACCACUUAACCUGGACUAGUCGGCCAUGGCUCUGUGGGAUAAAAGUUCUUUUCUGUCUCAGUUAAAUUUGUAUCUCAGUUUAGAUUUACUAACGUGUGUUGAUGGUUUGUACCUGCUAUCAAUCCUCCAUUGGUAGACGAUGUGGGUUAUGUUUUCCUCAGAAAACCCUAGCAGAUGUGUAAUGGAUUUGUUACCACAUAUAAAGAUAUUUUUCUCGUAAAUGAGUUAAGAAAUAAUCUUAAUUUGAAUGAUUCCGUAUGAAAUUUGAUCAACGUGCAAGAUUCUGUAUAGGUAAUACAAGCUUUGUGUUGAUUCUCUGUGGACUGCUACUGGCUAAGUUUUGCAAGUAGUGCUAUUGGAUCGUUUCAUAUCUAUUUUUGUACUGUAACAGCCUUCACUUUGUAUCUGGUUACUUCAGUGUUGUGAAUUUGGUUCCUUUUUCUUUCGAAAAUCCUUUUUUUAUUUCUUCAAAGGUACAACAAAUUUAAGUUGGAUAUAAUUUUUGCAAGCUUUUAUUUCUUAAAUAAUCAAAUGAAUAACAUUGUGAAUUAUCAGCAUUUAAAUGGUUUAAGUUAUUAAAAGUAUCAAUCUACUGAUUUAUAAAGUUCUGCUGUCAUCCUCUUUGUGCAGAAUACAUGCUUAAAGGUAUGGUUCUGUUUACCAGCAUAUUACUUUUUCACAAUCAUAGGACGCAAGUCUUACUCAAAUGUUUACUAAGUAAGGUCUUAAAUUUGCGAGGAUCUCAGUUUCAUCAUCAUUUUCCCUUGAGCAUAUCUCCUCUGAAUUCUAGUGUAGUAGCAUUGCAUGUACUUAUAUAUGUGUUCUGUGUUCUUAAUUCCACAAAAAGUAUGUUCCAUGAUUUAUGGAAUAGAUCAAUGUUAGGAGUUCUAGUAGUGAGCCAGCCAAGACAUGAACCAUAUAUGUGAACUAAUUUAAGGCGAGAAGUCGAACUGUAGGUUACUGAAAUAUUGAUUAAUAUGAAAGGAAAUAAAGUGGAUGGAUUAUGAUGUGAUUAAUUUUGUAACCCUGAUUCAUUUUGUGAUAUUGUGAUUCCUUUGAUGAAGAGUUAAAAAUGCCACAAAUCCUCUUUAUUCCAUUCACAAACCCAAUCAUUGGUUCAGUGUCGCAUUGUAAUCUGUUUUGAGGUUUUACAUUUGCAUCGACCAAAUGUCACAUUUUUCCGGAAUGUUAAAAAAAGGAAUGCUUAAUUAAGUUUGAAGUGAAAUGACAGUUUUUGAAACACCUGCCCUUGGUAGCUUCAUGUACUGGGUAAACUUCAUCCGUCAACAUAUACUGUCACGGGGCAUUGUUAAGUUCAAUAUCAAAUCGUGCCAGAGGAUACAACUCCCCUCAAAAUUAUACCCAGGUUUUUAUCUUCAUAUGUUUCAGCUGUCAACUUUGAGACAUUAAUUAUUUAGGGACAUUCCAUACAUAACAUAACUGGUGCUAGGGGAUUGUUCACACAUACAAGUCAUGAUUUUGAAUUGGUAUUUCUCUUUAAAAUACAAUUUCCUCUUGUGUAAUUGUACAUGAAAUGUUCGAUUUAAUAUGUUUUCUGAUUAUAACAUUGUGAUCCAAGAUAAUGUUUGCAGUGUCAUGUUGAUAGUAAAAUUCAAGAUCACUUGAAAGAAUGUAAUUCUCUAUUUCAUCAAAUCUUGGCGAACUAGAUGUUUAAUCAGGUGACACACCUGUUUCUGAUAUAGAUGUCUGUUACACUAGUUCAUAGUUUUCUCACAUUGUUUAAUGAAAGCAGUGCUAGUACAUCAAAAUAGUACAGUCAGUGCAAGAUGGCAAAGCUAUACGUUCUGACUUAGGUGCCUUUGUGGUAAAACAUUUCCAUUUCAUUAUCUCUCUUCAAUCUUUCUGAUGCCAAGACAACCUCAUUGGUGGGCCUGGUCAUCUGUUUAAUGACUAGUGUUUUCAUUGGCUGUUGAGCGACCUCAGUUUCUUGUGCACACUUUUUGGUACAUUAUCUCAGACCGAAUGACUAUUACAGAUUCAAAGAAAAGAACAGGUAAACAAGCUUUGGAUUAUUUUGUAUUGUAGAUUUAAAUGGCAGCUUCAUAUCAGAUAAAUAUAUUGUACCAAAUACCUCUGGAUGGAGGCACUUAACACAGCUACUUUGAUCAUGUUGGAGAUUUGAUGUCCAAUUACAGCAACAUCCCCCUAUAUCCUUCGCCAGACAUUGCCUAACACUUUUCCAUACCUUACCUAUGAUACCGAAAACGGGAUUGAUGUCGCUGUUUUUUCUUUUUUUUGUGUGUGUCCUUAAUUAAAGCUGUAAAUAUGGGGUCUAACAACACCAUUGUAGAAUUAUUUUUUUGUGCAAAAAUAAGUUACACUUGAAGGAUACAAGGGAUUACAUAUAUUUAUAUAAUGUUAAAUUUGUGCAGUUUGAAUCAUUACAUUGAAUGCUUGUCUGAUUUAUAUUAGAGGGCACCUGUUACAUCCCAACUGUUUGUGGUAACCGGCCAGCAGAUAACAAUCAUAUUAUUAUCAUGUUAUUCAUCUGUCAUACUUUCUUUUUGAAAACAAAUUACACCAGCGCUGAAAUGAGCAGCACACCAGAGAUGGCAUAUUGUUCUGUCAUUUUGCAGAUUUAUUAAUAAAAGUUGCAAUGAUC